GUUUACUUGUUGUAAAAGGGGCCUAGUUUGUUUUGGUCUGACAAAGCUAUUUUCAACUUUAUCAACGUGUUCUUUAGUCUUCCCUGAAGUAAAGGGUCUUCUGAAAUGACUUGUUCUGGUCUCGAUAAAGCUAAGAAUUUUCAGAACACCUAUUUGUUGAAAAAAGAAAUUUGCAGACAUGGAUGAUAGUACACGUUUAAGAUCUACUGCCAAAGAGGGCUCCUCGCAGGAGAACGAUCCAACAUCUCAGAUGUCGUCGGAAUCUUUGCCCACCCAGUCAGACACAAAGACUUAUAACGACAUGUCCUUCUCCAACAACGAGGACAGCAAGAAGGAGUCGGCGGAGGUGUCUCAAGCGGCGACUGUUCGUAUAGCCGGCUACUCUUUUAACAAGAUUGUUCUUGUGGCCCAUGUGAAUAUAUUUCUGUACUCGACCUGCUUCUGGAUUCAGAAUGCUGUCUUCCCGUAUCUGUCUAAACGUCUGGGAGCAGACCCCGUGAUUUUCGGCUACCUCCAGACGACAUUCGCUGUGGUCCAGUUGGCGGGCAGUCCACUGUUUGGCCGUUUUGGCGAUCUGUUUGGAAGUCGCGUGGCCAUGAUCCUGGCCUACCUUUCAGCGGCCAGUUCGUACUUCCUGCUCUAUCUGUCAUCCAACAUGACUCUUCUGUUUAUAUCGAGGUUGCCAUCAGUAUUCAUGCACGCUAUGCAAGGUGGUCAGAUGAUCGUCACCGACGUCUGCAAUCCCAAAGAAAGAGCGGCAGCCCUGGGAAAGCUUGGCCUGUCCUAUGGCAUAGGGAUGGUGGUGGGGCCCAUCGCCGGUGGGCUGGUGUCCAAGUUUUUUAGCCUGGAGACAGGGGCGCUGUUGGCGUGUUUUGGCUCUCUGCUCAGCGUUCUCCUCAUCGUCACUUUCGUACCCGCUCAAGUGAAGAAAGUGCAGAAGCCAGGUGCAGGUGAAACUGUGUUCAGCCUCAACAAGAUUGGCCAGCUGUUGGCCGCCCCUGGGGCCCUUUUCCUCAUGGUGAUCAAGCUGGGCACAGGUAUACCCAUCGGAAUUUUCCAGAGUAUGUUUACUAUCAUCACUUUGGAAAUCUUCAAACUGCCUCCAGAACAAAACAGUGCCCUCAUGUCUUAUGUUGGAGUCAUGGGCAUGAUUGUUCAAGGUGUUGGUGUAAGUUACGCCGCUAAAGCUUUCUCUGAGCACACUUUGCUGAUGGGGUCUGCUGGGAUCCUGGCUAUUUCCUACCUCUUGCUGGCGUAUGCGUCCAGCAUCUUCCAGAUGUGUAUUAUCUUUGUGCCCCUCAUCACCGGUCUCACCUUCCAGAACAUUGUGACCACGAGUGCCUUAACCCACACUGUCCCAGACUCUGACACAGGAGCGAUGCUGGGCCUGAGCAUGGCGGUGAACUCUUUGAUACGUUCCAUCUCGCCCACGGCGGGGGGCUACAUGCUGGAAAACCUAGGCUUUGAGUCGUUUGGCUGGCUGGGCUUUUUCCUGAGUGCUGCUGUGACGGUGGUACUCUUCUUGAGGCAACAGAGGAGCGAGUGACGGAAGCUGACGUGUCACCAAUAUAUAUAUAUAUUUAUAUAUAUAUUUAAUAAUAAAAUUAAAUUAUUAUUAAUUUUAUUGUUAUAUUUAAUGCUACUGUAGGAGGGUGUGUUGUGCAUUGCAAAAGAAGAAAUGGGAUGCAACUUUGAUCUGGGAUCUUUUCUUUCAGCUUUUUGGUCUGAUUUUGACUUUUUUUAAAACUUGUAGUAAAGAAUUUGUUAUGAUUACAAAUAAAAUUCAUGGUGUAACCAAAGGGGAAUAAAGGAAAUUUUUCCAGCAUUCCGAUAAAGGUAUGUGUGUGUAUAUGGGAAGUUUCUGGCUAUCUACAGCAUUACAUCUGAUGAGGUAUUCAAUUGGGACGCUGUGUAACGUGGUUUUGUCGUAGGGUUAUUCCACGGUAACUAACGGGACGUUUGGACUAUACUUUCUCACAAUGAUAACAGUGUAAUUCAGAAUCUAUUAAUUUAUAUAUCGACUUUAAAUGAUCAGAUCAUUCGAAAGACAUAUUAAGAAUCGUAUUAAAUGAAUGCAGUCGUUUAGAACAAAAAAGUACUUUAUGCUAAUUCUGUGACGUAUUUAGUUUCGGUAACUGAGGGGACAGAAAACAAUAGCCCCAUUCGUCCAGUCAGUACAGAAAGUCCAGGAGAAGUGAAUGACUCUCUGCUGUGGCUCUCAAUCUGUGUAUGUUGCGAACUGCAAAAGUUUUGAAAGUUGAAUGUCUUCUUAUGGCACAUGGGCUGCUUAUUGUGACUAUGGACAAGUUUUGAGAGAAUUUAUACUUUUAUAAUCAUGGCCGUAUUAUCCUGUAUUUUGUUCCUACCAGGCAAUAUACUUCAUUUGUGAUAGCGCUGUGAUUUUAGUACAAUAAUACAGAAGAUACUGUUUUUGAAAAUGCUUUUAAUUAAUAAAAGAACCAGUAUGAAACAUUUUUAUUGGUAGAAACAUUUUUAUUUGGAAAAAUUAAUGAUUUAUAUAAUUUCAUAAUUAUAAUUAUAAUUUGUAUGUUGUGUGUGUUCACUCAGUGCAGAACAGGUUGUUUAGAACUAUCCUUUCUCUGCUGUAAGGAAGGCUGCUUUCAACACAGCUGAGACUGAGAGGUGAGCUUUUAACUCUCUGCCACCUUAUCUCGUGGAUUGGCGACGUUUACCACCUCCCAGUUUCUUUAGAUUUUCCCCAAAAUAUGAUGGCAAAGUGUUAAAGUUGGUUGGCCCAAAAGAAAAUACCAAAUUUUUUAACUUUGUUAAAAUGAUCCUUUAGAUUUUGUUGAUUAUGUGAUGAUAUGCUGUUGCUUGUUUUUGUAAUUGACAUUUUUUAAAAAUAUGUGAGUGACAGAAGUGUUCACCUAUCAGUUUUAUUUCUGGUCAUAAAAUAUUUGGCAAAUUAUAUUUUUAAUGCAUAUUUCUGUGAUCUGUAUUAUUCAUAUAUUCAGUUUGUUUAUAUGUAUUCAGUUUCUCAGGGGAGAAACGUAGAGGGUGUACUGCUCUGUGAACUUCUGUGAAAUAAUUUUUUUUACCAAGAUCACAUUCAUAAUAAUCAUGUCUUUCUAUUGAUCA
Molecule: messenger RNA, 3099 nt
Organism: Aplysia californica (California sea hare)
Lineage: Eukaryota; Metazoa; Mollusca; Gastropoda; Aplysiida; Aplysiidae
Product: solute carrier family 22 member 18
Exons: 10
Coding region: 179-1546 (455 amino acids)
Biological process (GO): transmembrane transport
Molecular function (GO): transmembrane transporter activity
Source: RefSeq, a predicted model, not a curated record